AACAACACCAAUCUUGAUAUGUUUAAAGUCUAUUCUUUCAAAUGAUUGAAUGAUUUUUCAAAUUGGUAGUCCAUGAGGCUAUGGUCUAGCAAAUGGUCUCUUAUAUUAGAUGCUGAUUGUGGGGCAACUUAGGUCAUCACCAAGCUUCCUUUGUGCUUGGAUUUAGGUAUUUAGCUGGCUAUUCAUCAUGUUAUAUGCGUGGGAACAUUGUGCGCCUAGGUGUAGUGUGUUUUAAGUUUUAACUUGAAUGAUCUUGUUGAAGGUUUUUGGGCUUUUGCCUAACCUGGAGGCCUAUGGUGGGAGGGUUGCCUUGGUGGAAUUGGUGGAAAUUCUUGCCCAGUGUAUAGGAGACCUUGGUGAUCCUUUCUGUAGUGUUAUUGCGUGUUUUAGUGGAAAUGGCAACAAUCUCAAACUGGAAUUUAGUUCGUCCGUGAGGAUGAAUGAAGUAACAUAGUCUUGCAGUACUUAAGUAAUGAUGGCCUUAUUGUUUCUGGCAACAAUUUCCGCAGAAUACGUGAUGUGGAUAUGAAGCAUGACUACGCCUUUGUUGAAUUUAGUGAUCCACGAGAUGCAGAUGAUGCUAGGUACAGCCUAGAUGGUAGGGAUAUUGACGGUAGUCGUAUCAUUGUUGAGUUUGCAAGGGGGGUACCUCGUGGUUCUCGAGACCAUCCAGGUAGAGGUCCUCCACCAGGAUCUGGUCGCUGCUUUAAUUGCGGCCUUGACGGGCAUUGGGCUAGAGAUUGCAAAGCUGGUGAUUGGAAGAACAAAUGUUAUCGCUGUGGAGAAAGAGGUCACAUAGAGAGGAACUGUAAGAACAGUCCAAAGAAGCUCAGGCGUUCACCUGUUAGACGUGGCAGAAGCGGAAGCAGGAGCAGGAGCAGGAGCAGGAGCAGGAGUUACAGCAGAGGCCGGAGCUACAGCCGAUCAAGAUCACCAGCCAAAAGAGACAGCAGCAUUGAGCAUGAUGAUAGAUCACGGAGCCCUGUGCCAAAGAAUAGCCCACCCCCUUCCAAGGGGCGGAAGCGUAGCCUGACACCUGAUGAAGACAGUCCACAGGAGAGACGUAGCCCUUCUUCACCCAGAUAUGAGAAACGGGCUUCUCGUCAGGAUGAAGCUGAGAAUGGUGAUAGUCCCAGGGAAAGGAAUGGGAGCCCUGCUGGUCCAGAAGAUAGUCCUGCAGGAAGGCCACUUUCUGAAACCAAUGGUCACAGCCGGAGUCCCAGUCCAAGGGAUGACAGGAGCCCUGUGGAUGAUGAUUAUGAGGAUCGUCGCAGCCCAAGAGGCAGUGAGUCACCGUGAAGUGUGUCCUACUAAUCCAAGUUAUGCACUGUUGUGGUUUGAUUACCACAAUACUUAAAACGUAGAUUGUAUGGUAUAAAAUCUUGGUUGUUAAGGUUCAUUUGAGUAGUUUCUGGAGCUUUAUGAGUUUGCAUUUUGUUGUUGCUGUGAACCUGUUCCUGAGUUAUACCUGCAUUUUAACAUUUUUCGAAACUCUUUAUGAGAUAAAAAUAAUUUUUAUUG
Molecule: messenger RNA, 1521 nt
Organism: Rubroshorea leprosula
Lineage: Eukaryota; Viridiplantae; Streptophyta; Magnoliopsida; Malvales; Dipterocarpaceae
Source: the annotation of a GenBank genome assembly